GUACAACUGUACACCGUAAGCGGACAGUCCGCGCGUUAACAAUCCGUGACGUCUCCUAUCAUAGACAUUCAUUAUUAUUAUUAUUAUUAUUAUUAUUAUUUAUAAUAUUAUUCGUACGUAUUAUUAUUAUUAUUAUUAUUAUCAUCAUCUCCGUAAUAUAUAUAUAUAUUUAUAAUAAAAUAUGUAUAAUAAACGCAAUAAUAAUAAUAAUAAUAAUAACAAUAAUUCGUACGACGUUGUAAUAGGUAUAUAAAUAAUAAUAAUAAUAAAUAAUAAUAAUAAUAAUAUCAUUACAUCAGUCAAUCGGCACGGUCGCCGUCGGUCGUGCGGGUCGAGCGGAUCGUCGCCCGACAGGUCAAAACUUAACUGUACGCGUUCACUGCAGCUGCGGCAUCAGCUUCGAGCAGUGGUACGUCGGCGUACGCGUUCCGAUCUGUUGAGACGUGUUCGCGAGUUGUGUGUUUUUUUAUUUAUUCGUCGUGUGUCAGUGUCAGUCGUCGGUGCGUUAUUUUUUUUUUACUCAGCAGUUGCGCUCGCGUCGUGUCGCCGCAGUGUCAAAGUCCGCCCGCUCCUUUGUCGUCCCUUCCUGUCCGCCGCGCGCAACCGCUCUCGACCGGAGCUCGACAUGACCAGACCCGCGUAAGUUAGUCGACUGUUCGACGACUACCGUGUGCGCCGUGUGCUAGUGUCUUAGAUAGUUAGAGGUACCUACGCCUACGGUUUUUGGAUUUUCGUUUGUGUUUUACCACUGAUGUUGGCUGGACGACGUCGUACAACAUGGUUAAAAGAUCUGAUGCAACUGAAGCCAAAAAAAAUGGCACGAAACAUGAAAAUGCUAUAAAAUAUGGUGAACUGAUUAUACUGGGGUAUAAUGGCCAAUUGACAGCUGGUGACAAACGGAGGCGACGCAGCAAAUUUGUGUUAUGGAAACGUGAUAUUGCCAACGGUAUAAAAAGAUCAAAUCAUUAUGUUGUUCCAUGCCCUCAAAAUUCACAUGCUGUUCUAGAUAAAAAUCAGCAUUCAAUUUCCUACACUUUAUCAAGAACGGAAGCAGUAAUAGUGGAAUAUGUUAAUGAUGAUCAAACAGAUAUGUUCCAAGUUGGGAGAUCCUCGGACUCGCCAAUUGACUUUGUCGUUAUGGAUACAAAUGCAGAAAAAAAUGCAGCUGCUAUCAAUAAUUUACCUAUUGAUAAUAAAAAAGCAGCUGCAGCAAGUACUAUAUCAAGAUUUGCGUGUCGCAUAAUUUGCGACAGGAACAAUACAAACAUAGCUCGAUUAUAUGCUGCAGGAUUUGAUUCUUCUAGAAAUAUAUUUUUAGGGGAAAAAGCAACUAAAUGGAAAGACGGUGAAGAAAUUGAUGCACUUACUACAAACGGAGUGUUGGUUAUGCAUCCAAGUGGAAAGUUCCAUAAGGGAAAUACCGAACCUGGCAUUUGGCUGGAGGUAUCGGUGUGUGGAAAGUUAUUUUCUUUGCGUGGGUCUCGAUCAGCCCAACUCAAAGGUGAUAUGGUUGAAGAUUCUAAUAAUAUUUUAACUGAUGGAACAUUAAUCGAUUUGUGUGGUGCAACCCUGCUAUGGAGAUCAGCAGAGGGGCUCAGCUUAUCUCCUAGUAGAGAAUAUUUAAAAAAGCUGAUUGAAAGGACAAAUCGUGAACGGCCUACGUGUCCUGUUGGUCUAUACACAUUAGUGUUUCCUCAUCAUUCGGAAGACCAUGCUGCUGCGGUAGCUUCUUCGGAAGUUGCAGAUAUAAAGCAACAGCCAUAUGCAUACUUACAAUGUGGUCAUGUUCAGGGUCGUCAUGCGUGGGGAUUGAAUAAAGACUCCAAUAGUAGAACAUGCCCAAUGUGUUUAAAAGUUGGUGGAAUUGCCAAGUUGAGUAUGGGUAUAGAGGCUUCAUUUUAUGUACAGGAUAAGGAAAAACCAGAUUUAUAUGCCUUUAAUCCAUGUGGUCAUGUGGCUACAGAAAAAACCGUUAAAUUUUGGUCAAAUGUUGGGAUACCCUAUGGGACAAAUGGUUUUGAGGCAUUUUGCCCAUUUUGUGCAAAACUUCUUGAAGGGUAUCCAGGUUAUGUGAAGUUAAUUUUUAAUUAAUUUAAGUAAAAUUUUUUCACAUUAUAAAAAUAAGUAGAUUCCUUUUUAUAGUUAAUACUUAUUUAUCCUAAACCUUAUAAAGUGUAAUGGUAUAAAAGGUAGUGUGAUAAUAUUAACUUUUUUUUUUGUUAUCAAUUUGUGAGUUUUAUUUUUGUCCUUGAUUUUAAGACAAUUUUUUUAUUUGUAUUUUAAACUGGAUAACUAGGUUAUUAUAUUUUAUAGGGUUAAAACGUAUGUUAUUGAACUAUUUUUUACUUUUGCUUUUAGUUAAAUAUUUUUUAAUUUUUUAUAUUAUUUUAUCACUUCUGCCUAUAUCACCGGUAAUCUCUAAUCAAUAUAAUUUUAUUUUUAUGAGGCAGUUUAAAAUUAGCGACAAUCUCUAAAAAAACUGUCUUUAAUCAACAAAUCUCAGUAUUAGUUAUAAAAUUAUUAUUGAAUAUCUUUUAUGAUGUUUAUAUUUUUGAAGAUCUUAACAAUACUACUUUUUGAAGAUCUUAUUUGCUAUAAUUAAAUUUAAGUAGAAAGUAUUGUAUUAGGGUUGCCAUGAAUAAUUUAUUUCUAUAUAUCUACUCAGUCACAUACAUUUUUUAUAACUAUAAGUCAUGAGUACUUUUAAGUUAUUUUUAAUAAUAUAUUUUAAUCACAUUAUCACAACAUGAAUAAAUUAAUGAUUUCUGGGAGUUUUUUGUUUUAAAUAACUUAAACAUGAGCACUUCACUGCUAAGUAGAGGGGUGUGUCUGAAAAAACUCAAAUAUUUUUAAAUAUUAAAAUAUAAUAGUUUUAUUUUUUAUGAGAUUUUAGUUUCUGAAAUAAUUGAUGAAUAUUUUGCUUUUACACUGUUAUAUUUUAUGUUAUUUAAUUAUGUUCACUAACAUAAUGAUCAUGUUUAAAAUGUUUAAAACUUUUUGAUAAAAGUUGAAAUUAGGAUAAAUGGCAAUCCUUAUAUCUAUACUUGAUGUUUAGUUUUGAUUAUAUUUUAUGUGGAAUAUCAUAAGGUUUUUUUUUAUUAUUAUUAAAUUUAUUUUUAUUACAUAGGUAAGGUUUUAAUCAACUUAGUAAAUAAUAAAUAGUUUUCAUAAAUGUAUUGAUUCAAUUAUUGCGAUAUAUUUGUAAGAAGUGGUGCAACUAAAAUAUUAUAUAUUCAUUUUUAAAUAUGUAUUUUCUUUCCGUAUUGAUAAAACAAUGUGUUUUAAAGUACAAUUUUACUAUAGUAUUCAUACAAAAUGUAUAUAUAAUAUAUUUAAUUGCACAGUUAAUAUAUUUUAAUUAUUUGGUGUGUAAGCUGGUGUGAUAUUUCAAGACUGCAAAUUGCUAAUAAUAAUUUAAAUCAAUAAUGGUAAUAUUAUUAAUAUCUAUAGGCUUUUAAAAUAGUUUGAGAAUGUUAAUCUUAUAGAUAUUAAUAAUGAAUGCUUUUAGUAUAUUUUCUCUACGAUUGAUUCGUAUUUUAUUUUCAUUAUUUUAUUAUUAUUUUUUUUUUUUAGCAUUUGCAGUCGUUCUUUCAAAUUGUAUAUAUAUUUUUUUUUUUUUUGUGUGUGUAAGGAAAUAAUAGGCAUUAUAUUGAUAAAUUAUUUUCAAAAACACAUUUUAAUUAUAUUAUUAUAAUUAGUUUUAUUAUUAAUAUUAUCAUUAUUAUAGAGAUUAUUAUUAUGAUAUAUAUUUACACAAAUCUUUUUUUUUUUGUGCGAUAAAGAAAUUCUAAAUUUUUGUCAGAUGAUAAAAAUUAUAUUUUGACCAUAUAUAACAGAUAAAUAUUUAUAUUUCCAGUGCUUGGAAAGUUACUUUAAAAACAAAUUUGUUUCUAUUCCUAUAAUUUAUUGCUUAGAAAGAACAUUUUUCUGUUCAUAUUCAACACUUAGUGAACAAGUUAAUUUAAUUGCCCCAUAAAAAUAAUAUUUCUUAAAAAAAAAAUAAUCAAUAACUUUAAUACAUCAAAAAAUCAAAAAUAACUUUACAAAUUAUUAACUUUAUAAUAUUAAAUACAUAGAUUAAUUUUAUUGUUAAUAUUAUAGAUUUAUUUCUUUUCUAUUCUUGGUAACUAUUUUUAAAACUGAAAAUUUGUGUAGAUUUUUAAUUCUUAUUUUGUGUCAAAAAUAAGUUAAAUUAUUAUUAUAACUUUAAAUUUCUAAAUGAUUAUUUUUAAUCAUAAGAUCUACCAUACUCAUAGUUACUAGGAAUAAUUACUAUAUUUUUAUAUUAAUAUAAAAUCAUGGAACACAUACUUAUAUUUUAAUAUAAAUUUGAUCCAGUCCAGUUUAUUCAUAGUUGUUGUUAAUAAUAAUUACAAUAUUUUAAUAUGUAAAAAAUAAACAUCAUAGAUAUUAUACAGUGGUAUACUGUUUAUACUAUGUAACUAUUGAUUCAAUAAAAAUUUAAAAAAAAAUUAUUUACUUUACUUUUAUUUUCUUAAUAAUAAAAUUCUGUUUUUGGAAUUUUUUGCCAAACUCGUAAUUUUCAAGCACUGGAUAUUUUAUUGUUUAAAUGUAGUAUGCAAAGAAACCACAAAUAAAAUUUAAUUGUUUAAACAUUUUUAGUGUAAAAUAAUAGAAACGUAAUAAAAACUUACAUAUAAUUACUAUGUAAUAUGUACUAUUAUAUUAUACUAAAAUAUUUAUGUUUUAUACAGUAAUGAUGUAUAAAUAAUAAAUUCGUAGUAUAUUUUAAUUUAAACUAUCGAAUUUAUUUAUUUAUUUUAAUUGAAAUUUAGUAAAAAUAUUUAUUAUUUUGAUGAUAUGAAAUAGAAUGAUUACAUAUUCUGAUAAUUGAACAUAAAAAUUAAUUGUCUUAUAAUUGAUAAAUGAUAAUUAUUGUACUUAGCUAAAUGCUAAUCUAGCUUAUUGUAAAUGUAUUUUAAAAUAUUUUAUGGUAUAUAGUUAUUUUUGUGAUUAUGUUUUAAAAAGUAAUGUUAUCAUUGCAAUUAUUACUGAAUACUGGUACCUGUCUCAUUCAACCUGUGUUGUGUUUUAACUAAUAAAAUAUUUAUUUUCAGCUACUGAACUGUAGUCCAAUCAUUAUAAA
Molecule: messenger RNA, 5107 nt
Organism: Rhopalosiphum padi (bird cherry-oat aphid)
Lineage: Eukaryota; Metazoa; Arthropoda; Insecta; Hemiptera; Aphididae
Gene: Pli
Product: protein pellino
Exons: 10
Coding region: 778-2091 (437 amino acids)
Biological process (GO): protein polyubiquitination; regulation of Toll signaling pathway
Molecular function (GO): protein binding; ubiquitin protein ligase activity
Source: RefSeq, a predicted model, not a curated record